This is a messenger RNA of Solanum stenotomum, 4226 nucleotides long. Its product is annotated as putative disease resistance protein At3g14460. The record is from RefSeq and is a predicted model, not a curated record. Gene Ontology annotation, biological process: defense response to other organism. The transcript is spliced from 4 exons. Lineage: Eukaryota; Viridiplantae; Streptophyta; Magnoliopsida; Solanales; Solanaceae. Gene Ontology annotation, molecular function: ADP binding. Bases 99 to 3887 code for a protein of 1262 amino acids.
ACAGUUGUACCAAUUACUAGCAAAAAAGAGAAAGUCUGAGAGAAAUCACAGGUCAUUCUUCUUUGCAAAUCACUCUUAGCAUUCAUCAGAUAUCAGAAAUGGAGAUUGGGUUAGCAGUUGGUGGUGCAUUUCUCUCUUCAGCUUUGAAUGUUCUCUUUGAUAGGCUUGCUCCUCACGGUGAUCUGCUCAACAUGUUUCGGAAGCGUAAGGAUCAUGUUAAGCUCUUAAAGAAGCUGGAGGACAUUUUGCUUGGGCUUCAGAUUGUGCUAAGUGAUGCAGAGAAUAAGCAAGCAUCAAAUCGACAUGUGAGCCAAUGGCUUAAUAAGCUCCAGAGUGCUGUGGAUGGCGCUGAAAAUUUGAUAGAAGAAGUCAAUUAUGAAGCUUUGAGGCUUAAGGUGGACGGUCAGAAUCUUGCAGAAACAAGCAACCAGCUAGUAAGUGACCUCAACCUGUGCUUGAGUGAUGAUUUCUUUCUUAACAUAAAGGAUAAGUUGAAAGAAACCAUUGAAACAUUGGAGGUGUUGGAAAAUCAAAUUGGUCGCCUUGGCUUAAAGGAGCAUUUUGUUUCGACUAAACAAGAAACUAGAACACCUUCAACUUCUUUGGUUGAUGAUUCUGGUAUCUUUGGAAGGCAGAAUGAAAUAGAGUAUUUGAUUGGCCGUUUGCUGUCUAUGGAUACAAAGGGAAAAAAUCUGGCUGUAGUUCCUAUUGUUGGAAUGGGCGGCCUGGGUAAGACAACACUUGCUAAAGCGGUUUACAAUGAUGAGAGAGUGCAGAAACAUUUUGGUUUGAAAGCUUGGUUUUGUGUUUCUGAGGCAUAUGAUGCUUUCAGAAUAACAAAAGGUUUACUUCAAGAAAUUGGCUCAACUGACUUGAAGGUUGAUGACAAUCUUAAUCAGCUACAAGUCAAAUUGAAGGAAAAGCUGAAUGGAAAAAGGUUUCUUGUUGUCCUUGAUGACGUGUGGAAUGAUAACUAUCCUGAGUGGGAUGACUUGAGAAAUCUUUUUUUACAAGGAGAUAUAGGAAGUAACAUCAUUGUGACGACACGUAAAGAGAGUGUUGCCUUGAUGAUGGGUAGUGGGGCAAUCUACAUGGGAAUUCUGUCUAAUGAAGACUCUUGGGCUCUAUUCAAACGACAUUCACUAGAAAAUAGGGAUCCUGAGGAACAUCCAGAAUUUGAAGAGGUUGGAAAACAAAUUGCAGACAAGUGCAAAGGGUUGCCUUUAGCUCUAAAAGCACUUGCUGGUAUUUUACGCCGCAAAUCAGAGGUGGAUGAGUGGAGAGACAUUUUAAGAAGUGAAAUAUGGGAGCUAUCAAUUUGUUCCAAUGGUAUAUUACCAGCGCUGAUGUUGAGCUACAAUGAUCUUCCUGCACAUUUGAAGCAAUGUUUUGCUUAUUGUGCAAUAUAUCCCAAAGAUUAUCAAUUUUGCAAAGACCAAGUUAUUCACCUGUGGAUUGCUAAUGGUCUUGUACAGCAGUUUCAUUCAGGUAACCAAUACUUUCUCGAGUUGAGAUCAAGAUCACUGUUCGAAAUGGUCCCAGAGUCUAAAUGGAAACCGGAGGGAUUCUUAAUGCAUGACCUUGUCAAUGAUUUGGCCCAAAUUGCAUCUUCAAAUCUUUGUAUAAGAUUGGAAGAGAACAAAGGAUCGCAUAUGUUGGAACAAUGUCGGCACAUGUCCUAUUCCAAAGGAGAAGAUGGUAACUUUGAGAUAUUGAAAUCACUCUUUAAAUCAGAGCAGCUGAGGACAUUACUUCCAAUCAAUAUCCAGCUCCAUUAUUUUGAUAUUAAUCUAAGCAAGAGGGUGCUACAUAACAUACUGCCAAGACUAACAUCCUUAAGGGCAUUAUCGUUGUCAGGCUAUGAGAUUGUUGAGUUGCCAAAUGACUUGUUUAUAAAAUUAAAGCUCCUGAGAUUUUUGGAUAUUUCUCGGACAGAGAUUAAAAGGUUGCCAGAUUCCAUUUGUGUGUUGUAUAACUUAGAGACACUUCUCCUGUCAUCUUGUGAUUAUCUUGAGGAGCUACCGCUGCAGAUGGAGAAGUUGAUUAACUUGCGUCAUCUUGACAUAAGCAACACUCGUCUCUUGAAGAUGCCGCUACAUCUGAGCAAGUUGAAAAGCCUCCAAGUGUUAGUGGGAGCCAAGUUUCUUUUGAGUGGUUGGGGAAUGGAAGAUUUGGGUGAAGCACAGAACUUGUAUGGAUCUCUAUCAGUUGUAGAGUUGCAAAAUGUGGUUGAUAGAAGGGAAGCUGUGAAGGCAAAGAUGAGGGAGAAGAAUCAUGUUGACAAGUUAUCACUGGAGUGGAGUGAAAGUAGUAGUGCCGACAAUUCACAAACUGAAAGAGACAUUCUUGAUGAGCUUAGCCCACAUAAAAACAUAAAAGAAGUCAAAAUAACCGGAUAUAGAGGGACAAAAUUUCCAAAUUGGCUAGCUGAUCCUUUGUUUCUUAAGCUAGUACAGUUGUCUGUUGUUAACUGUAAGAACUGUUCUUCCUUGCCAUCACUAGGACAACUCCCUUGUUUGAAAUUCCUUUUGAUUAGAGGGAUGCAUGGACUAACAGAGGUGACGGAAGACUUCUAUGGCAGUUCAUCCUCCAAAAAUCCUUUUAACUCUCUUGAGAAGCUUAAAUUUGAAGAUAUGUCGGAGUGGAAGCAAUGGCACUUACUAGGAAAUGGAGAGUUCCCUACACUUGAGAAGCUUUCAAUUAUAAAUUGCCCUGAACUCAGUUUGGAGACACCCAUCCAACUUUCAUGUUUAAAAAGGUUUCAAGUUAUUGGUUCUCCAAAGGUUGGAGUUGUUUUUGAUGAUGCUCAACUGCUUAGAUCCCAACUUGAGGGAAUGAAGCAGAUUGAAGAAUUAUAUAUUAGUGAUUGUAACUCUGUUACCUCCUUUUCUUUUAGCAUACUGCCCACUACCUUGAAGAGAAUAACCAUAUCUGAAUGCCAGAAAUUGAAAUUGGAACAGCCAGUUGGUGAGAUGAGUAUGUUUCUGGAGUAUUUGAGUCUGAAAGAAUGUGAUUGUAUAGAUGAUAUAUCACCUGAGUUGCUCCCAAGAGCACGCGAAUUGAGUAUUUUCAGAUGCCAGAACCUUACUAGGUUUUUGAUUCAUACUGCCACUGAAAAUCUCUCUAUUUGGAAUUGUGAGAAUCUUGAAAUACUUUCGGUGGCAUGUGGAGGGGCCCAGAUGAUGUCACUGACUAUUAAUGGCUGUAAGAUGCUGAAGUGGCUGCCAGAACGUAUGCAGCAACUCCUUCCAUCUCUUGAGAAACUGUAUCUGUUUGAUUGUCCAGAAAUAGAGUCCUUUCCUGAAGGAGGAUUGCCCUUCAAUUUACAACUCCUUGUGAUCAACAAUUGCAGGAAACUGGUGAAUGGCCGAAAGGAGUGGCGUUUACAGAGACUCCCCUGUCUCACAGAGUUGUGGAUCUCUCAUGAUGGCAGUGACGAAGAGAUUGUUGGUGGUGAGAAUUGGGAGUUGCCUUCCUCUAUUCAAAGACUUACCAUAAUCAAUCUGAAAACAUUAAGCAGCCAACAUCUCAAAAGCCUCACCUCUCUUCAAUAUCUACGUAUUAUGGGUAAUUUACCUCAAAUUCAGUCAAUGCUAGAACAAGGCCAGUUUUCUCACCUCACUUCGCUUCAAAGUCUACAAAUCGUGAAUUUCCCUAAUCUCCAAUCACUUCCUGAAUCAGCACUGCCCUCCUCCCUCUCUCAGCUGACCAUCUAUAAUUGCCCUAAGCUCCAAUCUCUUCCAGUAAAAGGGAUGCCCUCUUCCCUCUCUAAACUAGAUAUUUUAGAAUGUCCAUUGCUCACACCACUACUAGAAUUUGACAAGGGGGAAUACUGGCCAAAUAUUGCUCAAUUUCCCAUCAUAGAGAUCAAUCGGGAAUGCAUGUGAUGAUUAAAACGAAUGACUCUUCAACUGAUAUGUGGAUUUUGAAGGGCGAGUACGACAAGUCUGGUCCAUCCAUUGUCCACAAGAAGUGCUUCGAAGUGAACUCAGGUCUGCUGUUAUAGGCAAGUCUUUGAGAUGCGACUAUCAAAAAAGGGUGAUUAAAAUCAUUGUACCGUUGAUACUAUUUCAUGUUUCCAGUGCACGCCUCUUUUGUAAGUUGACAAACUCAAUUUGUAAAUAUGUUUGGGACUCAACUAGUGGUUAGAGUAUUGAUUUUGUAAGAUUUGUGUCUAGAAAAUCAAAUUAGAAAGAUAACUCGCGAUGAUUGAAUAAGCUCGAAGA